Messenger RNA from Pelobates cultripes (western spadefoot toad), 7290 nucleotides. NCBI's taxonomy places the organism in Eukaryota, Metazoa, Chordata, Amphibia, Anura, Pelobatidae. The record is from the annotation of a GenBank genome assembly.
GUCACGUAGCCCCGCCCCCGGUCGCUCUGGACGUGCCUGCUGUCAUAUAUCGCUGUGACGGUGCGGGCUGCACUUUGCGCGGUGCGAGCUGUCAGUCACACGCCAUGUCCCAGCUGCUGCUGCUGUCCGCUGUGCGGGCUGGUGCCGGCGGCCGUGCUCUCCGGGGCUCCUGCUCGCUCCGUGCCGCCCGGGCGCUGCAUGGCUCCUCGUCCCGCGGCUCCCAGGGCCGCUCGCUGCUCAUGGCGGCCGGUUCGGCGGUGGUGGCCGGGCUGGCAGCCGGGUACAGCCGUUUCCAGCGGGCGGAGAUGGCCCCCAGGAGCCUGCCGCCGGUCAGCCCCCAGGGAGAGCUGGAGAGGCGGUGUGAGGGCUUCAUGGCUCCCCCUGUCACCGGGCUCCAGGAGCUGCAGGCAAACCGCGCCGACAUGAAAACCCAGAUGGAGCUGCUCAUCAUGGAGACCCAGGCAGAGGUAUGCCGGGCCCUGGCAGCGGCUGAUGGAGGGGCCACAUUCAUUAUAGACAGCUGGCACAGGACUGAAGGUGAGUGCUGGACCUCAGUGUUGGCAACCAUGGGCACCAGGGAGAGGUAUUGGCCAGCCUGGCACUGGGGGGGUAUUGGUCAGCCUGGCACUGGGGCAGAGGGGGCGUAUUGACCAGCCUGGCACUUGGGCAGAGGGGGAGAGGAAUUGGCCAGCCUGGCACUGGGGCACCAGGGAGAGGAAUUGGCCAGCCUGGCACUGGGGCAGAGAGGGGGGGGUGUUGGCCAGCCUGGCACUGGGGCAGAGGAGGGGGUGGUUGGCCAGCUUGGCACUGGGCGGGUAUUGGCCAGCUUGGCACUGGGGCAGAGGGGGGGUGGGUAUUGGCCAGCCUGGGGUGGGUAUUGGCCGGCCGGCAAUGGGGCAGAGGGGGGGGUAUUGGCCAGCCUGGGGUGUAUUGGCUGGCCUGGCACUGAGGAGGGGGGGUGGGUAUUGGCCAGCCUGGGGUGUAUUGGCUGGCCUGGCACUGAGGAGGGGUAUUACCAGCCUGGCAGGGGGGUUUGCUCUUUGGAUUUCAGUUUGCUGCCAUUUGUCAUUUCCUAAAUAAAUCCCAAAGUGUAUAUUUACAGGUUUUUUUUUUAAUGGACCUACAGUAGAUGCGAGAAUUUUCGAUGUGGGAGAGAAAUCCAGUUUGUCAGGAAACACAUUGUGCUGUAUCAGUCUAAACUAAUUUAUUAAAGUAAAUAUUUGAAAUGAUUGCACUUGGUCUAGCCGCAUAGACUGUACAUUUGUAUUUCAGGUCUUCUAGACUAUGUUGUGUUUUUAAUGUUCUGCAUAUAUGUGAGUAUUGCAAUAUCGCCUGAUUCAUAGACCAUACACUUUGUAUUCCCUGUUACAGGUGGCGGAGGUGUAAGCUGUGUAUUGCAGGAUGGCAAUGUGUUUGAAAAGGCAGGUGUCAAUGUAUCUGUCGUUCAUGGUUACCUCUCAGAGGAGUCAAUUUUACAAAUGAAAAGCCGGGGGAAAAACCUUAAGACCAAAAACGGUAUACUACUUACUCAUUAAGACAAAAAUGUUGUUCAGCUAAUUUUGAUAUAAGAUUCUUAUGACUUGGUUUCAUUUGAGCGAUAAUAAAUCUGGAAGAAUUGAGCACAGCUUGGAUGUACUUGUAGCAUUUUUGCCCACAAGGUAGAUCCUCGGAUGUUUUAAAACCUCUUCCUUGAUGCUUUCUCAUUCUAAAGAAAUUCCAAAGACAUGCAAAGCAUCAUGGGAGUUGUAGUUCUACAACAUUUUGGGAUUUCCUUUUUGGGCACCCCUGACUCAGAGCAAUAUGUCCCCAAGUCUGUCUGUCUGAUUGGUCUCCACUGUUCUCAGAGGGCUGUGCUCACUUACAUAAUUACAAUAUGUAGUUGCCUCUUACCACUUAUAUUUUGUCUUUUACAUAUGUGCUUUUGUGUAGCCUUAAUUUAUAUAUUGUUGUCCUUGUCUGUAAUGAUUUGUUUAAAAAAAAAAUAAAAAAAAAAUAAAAAAAAAACAGUGGGGCAAUAUAUCCUUUUAGAUAAUGUAUGUUACCUUGAUGGCACCCUGGAUAGCAGUGCUCUGAAUAUCAUUUUUAUGAAGCAAAGUCAAACUGAUAAAUAAGAGUGAUUUUAACUGUAAAUACCUACCACUACCAUGUAAAGUAUUCUGUCAAAAUGUCAAACAUCCACUGUGUUAAUGUUUCUAUAAAUCCACAAUGCAGCUCAUGCAUUUAUCUGAUAUUUGCAUAAAAUCGGGUAAUUACAGUUCUGUUAUUCCAAAGUAGCCAUGGUGAAAACAUGGCAAACAUAGUACAUUUUUGCAGUUUGGUUAUUUUUGUCUAAAAUUUUUAUGUUUAAGCAUGAUCAAAGACUAAAGCAUACAAAAAAUACAUUACACUAUGGAACAUCUUGAAAUGCUUAGUUUCUUGUUUUACUAAGAAAAUACAGCAGCCUGUCUGAUUCACCCAGCAUGAUUUUUAUAUAUAAUUUUUUCAAUUAUAUUUAAUUUUUUUAUUAUAAAGGUAAGCUACCAUUCUGUGCCAUGGGAGUUAGCUCUGUAAUUCAUCCCAAGAAUCCUCACGUCCCCACAAUCCACUUCAACUACAGAUACUUCGAAAUUGAGGAGGAAGACGGUAAGAGAAUUUUAUUUUUUUAUUUUUUUUGUGGUGGUUUCAUUGGUUGGUUGAACCUACAGAAUCCUCACAUUUACCUUCCCAGUGUUGAUCUUCUGGAGUAAGUCUGUUACCUGAUCAUUCAGGAUUUCACCUAUGGCCUCUUAACUGCUAGCUGUGUUACAGUAAUGCAGGUGGUGGCUGGGACCAGAUUCACCCAAAUGUGCAAACACUCCAAUAAGUAGUUGGGGAGCCAAUGCUAUAACCACACAUUCUUAUAAUAAAUAUAGGGAGUUGUUGCAUAUUCAUGAAGGCGACUUUGAAAGAUAAUUGGAGCAUAUUUUUUUUGAGAAUAUACCAAAAUUCAGAGGGAACAAGAUACAAGCCAUCAGGCAUGAACCUUCUAAUUUUUAUUUUUAUUUUUAACCUGCAUGUCCUCAAGUGGAACAUUUUUGUUUGUAAAACAUUUAAUGACAAAUUUAAAAACCAACCAGUUUGGCUCACUUGAUUUGGUUUUACUUUAUUUUAAAAGGUAACAAGCAGUGGUGGUUUGGAGGUGGCACUGACCUUACCCCGACAUAUCUGAACAAGCAAGACGUUGUGCAUUUUCACCAGACUUUAAAAGAUGCCUGUGAUAAACACGGCGCUGGGUAUUACCCCCAGUUUAAGAAGUGGUAAGUGUAUGGGACUUCGUUGGUUAGACUGGGAAAAAAUUCUUUAGGACCAGCCCACACUCAUGUUAAACUUAAAAUUUUGCAUAGAUUGCUAACUCUGUGUCUGAAGAUUUAUCUUCUGCAAACCAUAGCAGUCUUGCUGUGAACAGGUCAGCUUGUUUGGAAAGAUAAAGGAAAUAUCACAUGCUGCCUCUCUGAGUGCUGCUGAUAAAGAGGGUGGGGUAAUGGGGCGCAUACUGGCACAAAAUGCUUGUUUCUGGAAACAGGAUGAACUUCACUUAACGUUUUUUUAAUCUGGGCUAAUUUGCCCUUCCCUCUUACACUGCAAGUCUUGUGUGUUUUAAUGAUAUGGUGACAUCACAGGCCUUUCGUAGCCCAUCUGUGAAGCUGAAAUGUUAAUUUACCCCCUUAAACACUGUUAUUCACAAAAGUGAGCAUUGAAAGUGAAUUUCAAAAUAAAGUUACAAGUAGCUGAAACAGAUUCUUUUGUCUGGCUACUCCAGGCUGAAAUUUGAAAUUCACUUUGGAUUAUCACUUUAGUAACUAGUCCUGCAAAUGUUACUUUCCUUUCAUCACAAAACUCCUUCCAGGUUAUUCCCAUUGCGAUGUGUUUUGGGUAUAGGGUGGUACUUUAAACACAUUUACAAUCUCUUUACUGCUUGACAUCGGUUCCUCUGCAUAUGAAAAUUAAACCACUCUGGUGCAUAAGCACGUUGCUUCCAAUUUCAAUGCAUUGUCUGUAGCAGCAGUGGACUUCUGUUUGGUUAAGUGACAAACCUGUAACACAUAAAGUGCCUGAGCCAAGUGACUGAAUUACCCAAAAUAAUCAUUUGAGAAGUAUGGAUUAAUCAGGAGUCCUGGAACUUUCACUCCUAGAAAAUGUUCUAUGUUUGUAACGACGAUCCAUAAAUAGAGAAUGUGGAAGCCUUUUUCAGAUUAAUGCUUGGCUUUGGUUUUGUUUUAGUUUUUAACAUGUUAAAGUGCAAAAGUUUUUUUGUUUUUUUUGUUGUUGUUUGUUUUAAUACCCAUAACUGUUUGAGGUUAAUCUUUACCACCUUUGGCUUACUUUGUAGGUGUGAUGACUACUUCUUCAUUAAGCAUCGUGGAGAACGGCGGGGUGUUGGGGGCAUAUUUUUCGAUGACUUGGACUCUCCAUCAAAGGAAGAGGUCUUUAAGUUUGUGGAAAGCUGUGCCAAAGCUGUAGUGCCAUGUUACAUCCCUAUAGUUGAAAAACACAAGAAUGAUUCCUUCUCACCAGAAGACAAACUGUGGCAGCAGUUAAGACGAGGGCGGUAAGUUUCUUUAUGUAUUUAUUACGAUAUGCCAAUAUACAAACCUAACGAAUACUUUGUGAUGUAUUUAGGAAAUCUGGUCACUUCUGAUGUGUGCAACAUUGUCUGUAUAAACCACUCUUCAAGAUGCUGUCUUGUAGUAUUCCUAGGGUUCCUUCAGUGAAAUGUACAUGCCAGCACCAUUGUAGGGAUCGACCGUCGGUCUGGCUGACAUUCUGUAUUUUCAGCAAUAUUGGUAUCUGCCAAUAAAGAUGCCUUUUUUUUUUUUUUUUUUUCAUACCUACAAACACUCACUGCAUUCAUUAUACACACUACACACACGCACUGCGUUCACUAAUCAAAUACUCUCACUGCAUCCACUAAACACACGUUCUUGAAAACAUAAAUUCUGACUGGCAUGUAUAUUUUGUGCAUUUACCUGAAUAAAAUUUUGGGGCAUAAAAUAAUAAACCUGUUGAGUUAACAGUAGAUUUAUUUAGAAAUGGUUACUUUGUACAUUUACACUUUAAAAAAAAAAAAAAAAAAAUCGGCUAUCUGCCUGAAAGUUCAGAGUACCUAAAUAUCGGUCAAUCCCUACACCAUUGUAUUAAACUACUUGACAAAUUGAGAGUGCGUUUUGUUUCCAACGUGUAUCGACUGUAUAAAGUAAAACUAUACGUUUGCAUAUUCCUGUUCAUGUUCUCACUUGCUUCUUGUUUUCAUUAACGUUAGAUAAGAGCCUGAUUAGAAAAUAUAUAUUAAAAAUAAGCUGACCUGUUUAUUUUUUAUUUUUCUUCAGGUAUGUGGAAUUUAACCUUGUAUAUGACAGAGGGACAAAAUUUGGUUUAGCAACCCCAGGAUCCAGAAUUGAAAGUAUCCUUAUGUCCCUGCCAUUGACUGCCAGGUAAGUUGUCUUCAUGCUUCCAUAAUUGUUGUAGAGAUGGUCUGUGUUUGUUAUGGGUGAAGGGGGCAGGUGUGAUGCAAGUAAUACAGGUUAUUGAAGUAUUGACUAAAGAGGACUUAAAUUGUUAGGCCAACUAAAAACUUUUCCGCGUUGGAGAAUGUUUGUUUUCAUAUUGGGUAGUUUGGCUUAAAGUUUACAAUUUGUUCAUUCUUAAUUUAUUUUUAUUUAUUUUUUUUAUGUAUUCCUCAGUUCAGUAACCUUAUGCUAGUGAAGCGUUGGCACCAUCUUAAUGAAUUUCCAAAGGUUUGUUCAGCAAACCUGUAACUGGGGAAAACUGUCUGGAGAAUUUUCUUUUUUUUUGGGGGGCUGAACGAACUGUAUUCAAUAUUCUCCAACUUAAAAUGGUUUACACUUCUGAUAGUCAGGCUUAAAAUGUGCAACUAGCCAGAUUUCAGUAUAUUGGAUGCAAUUCUUUAUUAAAAUCCCCACACUGAAAAAUAAGGUUAUAAUGUAUGGAAUAUUUGUCGCAAUGUUUUUAAAUCUCAUUUUGUAUGCUCCUUUUCAGAUGGGAGUACAUGCAUUCCCCACCCCCAGAUUCCAAGGAGGCUGAAAUAUUGAAUGUUCUUCGAGAACCUAAAGACUGGGUGCAGUAGUGUCUGGUUUAAUUUCACUGGAAAUUUGAAGACCCCGAAUUGCAUGUUGCAAAUCUACAAAUGCCUUUUUCCAUCCUUUAGCUUCUAGUUUCACGAUGAUGUUUAAUGUGACAAUAAUUAUCUGGUGGUCUUGGUGUAUUGUAAUCUUUGAUCAGUUCCUUAUGGCCACUUUAUGGCCUGUAAACUAUCAAAGUGCAUACUGAGUAAUGCAAUUUACUAUUGAUUAGUAGUAUCUCAUAUCUGUAGUCAGUGCCUUUUUAUUACAAAAAUACAAAUCUUUGUCUAGUAUCUUAUAAUACUUAUAAAUUUUGUAAAGAUUUAAAUGUACUCUGCAAUGCCAAAAUCACUAUAUGAAGCAGAUAUUACAGUACCCAGACACCAGUUGCACAGAUUAUGAAAACCAUUAAGAAUCACAAACUGUAUUCAUACUAUUAAAGGGAAACUACAGACUUGUUAAUUUUUUAAAUAAUUUCACUAUUUAUAGUUUGCCCACUGAAUGUCUCACUGCAAAUCUCUAGAACAUGCUGCUACAGUGAUACCUGCAGUGACUGUAAUUAACCUGUCCACCUGGUCUAAAAUUCCCUUUGGGAUCUUUAGGAUCACUUUGUAUAUCCAAGAAAUUCUGCUGUGCAAGGGUUGUUUGGUAUACCAGCAGUAGUAAGUGUAUUUUUACUAGGUACUGAUUUCAUGAUUGCCUAGAUAUCCGCUUUCUGUUUAUAUUGUACAGCGCUGUGGAAUCUGUUGGCGUUUUAUAAAUAUUAUUCUGUAAAGCAGGUCACUUACACUGCACAUAAUUUAAUGUGUCAAUCUGUCAGACACGUUAUCGUUACUAUAGUUACUUGCCAUGUCUUAACAAAAAAAACUAUUGUUUUCAUGAAUAAUUGAUGCAGAUUUCUGUGGAUUUAAAAUCCACAAAUUAAGAGUACAGGGGGUGGGGGGCAGGGAAACUACUGAUUGAGAUUUUGUAAAUUAAACUUUCUAGUAAUAAAAAUUUACAUUGUGCCAGACAUUGGUUGUCUAGGAUUUAAAGUGGUCUCUUUGUAUUUGUAAAAUUCAGCUAUGAACCCUCAACAUGCAUUUUAUAGGACUCUAUAUUUAUAUCCACAAUCAAAGUGCAAUUUUUACAAUAAAAUAUUCAUAACUUUAUGUAAAUUUUUUUUUAUGCAGUGUUAUGAUGUUCAUAGGAA